AUGUUUACAUCAAGAUGUUACAUUCAAGGAACAUCAUGUCCAUUAAUAUAUGAUUACAAGGAUUCUAAAAGUAGAAAUCUCAUUGAAUACAUAGAUCAUAUCCAAAUCUCAAAUGAUUCACCUUCGAAAUCUCAUCUAAAGGAUGAACGAUCAAUCUGUUCAAUCUUCAAGAAAUGUUCCAUUUUCAUUUGUUUAUCUCCAUUUCACAAUCAUAACAGAUUAUCUAAUCAAAAUUGGAUUAUUCUUUUAAAAAGAAGAAAUCAUUCAUCGAAUUUCAUGUUUCAUCGUUAUGUAACAAAGGUAUUUAGAUUCAAUGCUAUUCAAUCCAAUAAGAAAUAUUAUCGAUUAUCGAUAAUAGUUUGUUCAAUGAGACAUGAACAACCAUUACAGAUCGAUAAACAACAGUCCGUCGUCAAUUCUUCUUGGAACAAUGUAACUGAGGAUUUCUAUAUGAGAAAUGAUUCUAAUGGAAUUCUAUGGUUUGUAUCUACAUUAAUCAUUGCUAUAUUCAUAACUACUAGCUUAAUGGUAAUGGUUUGUAAUCGAAUUAUUGAAUCCUAG
Schistosoma rodhaini is the source of this 561-nucleotide messenger RNA. The record is from the annotation of a GenBank genome assembly. NCBI's taxonomy places the organism in Eukaryota, Metazoa, Platyhelminthes, Trematoda, Strigeidida, Schistosomatidae.